Messenger RNA from Ilex paraguariensis (yerba mate), 363 nucleotides. The record is from the annotation of a GenBank genome assembly. NCBI's taxonomy places the organism in Eukaryota, Viridiplantae, Streptophyta, Magnoliopsida, Aquifoliales, Aquifoliaceae.
AUGGAGGUCGAGGACAACUCUGCGGUUACAAAUCCUAGUGAGACUCAUUUAAAUCAAGAUCGAACACCUCCACCGAAUAACAGUACCAAUGGCUUUGUAAACUAUUUAGUAGCUUCAUUGCCACCAGGUGUUUGCUUUCAGCCUUCUGAUCAAGAGCUUGCUGGUUUUUAUCUGAAGAGGAAGCUCAAUAAGAAACCCUUGCCACCCAACCAGAUUCAGGAGGUUCACGUCUACAAACACAAUCCUCAUACACUUGCAGAAAUCACUGUAAUUGGGUAUAUGCUCGAAGACUCCCAAGUAAUACUCCAAAAUGACCCUAGUCCGAAAGAGAAUGUUGAUGCCUCAGGCGAUCCAAAGGACUAG